Messenger RNA from Melospiza melodia melodia, 3582 nucleotides. RefSeq names its product GATA zinc finger domain containing 2B (gene GATAD2B). The coding region runs from base 102 to 1877 and encodes 591 amino acids. NCBI's taxonomy places the organism in Eukaryota, Metazoa, Chordata, Aves, Passeriformes, Passerellidae. Gene Ontology annotation, molecular function: sequence-specific DNA binding. The transcript has 11 exons. Gene Ontology annotation, biological process: negative regulation of transcription by RNA polymerase II. Gene Ontology annotation, cellular component: NuRD complex. The record is from RefSeq and is a predicted model, not a curated record.
CCCGGCCCCGGCCGCCCCCCGCUCCCGCUCCUGCCCCCGCUCCUCCCCCGCGUUCCGGGCAGCCCGAGGCGGCAGCAGCAGCAGCGGGAGUACCGGACCUGAUGGACCGCAUGACGGAGGACGCGCUGCGCCUGAACCUGCUCAAGCGGAGCCUGGAGCCGGCCGAGGAGCGCGAGGACGUGCUGGCCAAGAGGCUGAAGAUGGAGGGCCACGAGGCCAUGGAGAGGCUGAAGAUGCUGGCGCUGCUCAAGCGCAAGGACCUGGCGGGGCUGGAGGUGCCCCACGAGCUGCCCGUGAAGCCGGACGGGAUCAAGGGCUACGAGGAGAAGCUCAACGGGAGCCUGAGGCCCCACGGCGACGGGCGCGGCGCGGCCCGGCCGGGCAAGGAGAACAUCAACGACGAGCCCGUGGACAUGAGCGCCAGGAGGAGUGACCAGGAGCGGGGCAGGCUGACGCCGUCCCCGGACAUCAUCGUCCUGUCGGACAACGAGGCCUCCAGCCCCCGCUCCAGCUCCCGCAUGGAGGAGCGGCUCAAGGCGGCCAACCUGGAGAUGUUCAAGGGGAAGAGCCUGGAGGAGAGGCAGCAGCUGAUCAAGCAGCUCCGGGACGAGCUGCGGCUGGAGGAGGCCCGGCUGGUGCUCCUCAAGAAGCUGCGGCAGAGCCAGCUCCAGAAGGAGAACGUGGUGCAGAAGACCCCCGUUGUCCAGAACGCCGCGUCCAUCGUGCAGCCGUCGCCCGCCCACGUGGGACAGCAGGGCCUGUCCAAGAUCCCCUCCCGGCCCGGGGCUCAGGGCGUGGAGCCGCAGAAUUUAAGGACAUUACAGGGCCACAGCGUGAUCCGCUCGGCCGCCAGCUCAGCCCUGCCCCACAUGCUGAUGUCCCAGCGCGUCAUCGCCCCCAGCCCCGCGCAGCUCCAGGGCCAGCGCGGGCCCCAGAAACCCGGCCUGGUGCGCAGCUCCACGCCCGGCAUGAGCCCCGCCAUCAACUACCAGCCGCAAUCAGGCUCGUCGGUGCCGUGCCAGCGCUCGUCCUCCUCCGCCAUCUACAUGAACCUCGCGUCGCACAUGCAGCCGGGCUCGGUGGCCCGCGUGUCGUCCCCGCUCCCCAGCCCCAGCGCGCUCUCGGACGCCGCCAACUCGCAGGCCGCGGCCAAGCUGGCGCUGCGCAAGCAGCUGGAGAAGACGCUGCUGGAGAUCCCUCCCCCGAAGCCGCCGGCGCCGCUGCUGCACUUCCUGCCCAGCGCCGCCAACAGCGAGUUCAUCUACAUGGUGGGGCUGGAGGAGGUGGUGCAGAGCGUCAUCGACAGCCAAGGGAAGAGCGCCCCGGCGGUGCCGCGCGUGGAGCCGUUCGUGUGCGCGCAGUGCCGCACCGACUUCACGCCGCACUGGAAGCAGGAGAAGGGCGGGCGCAUCCUGUGCGAGCAGUGCCAGACCUCCAACCAGAAGAAGGCGCUCAAGGCCGAGCACACGAAUCGCCUCAAGAACGCCUUCGUCAAGGCCCUGCAGCAGGAGCAGGAGAUCGAGCAGCGGCUGCAGCAGCAGGCUGCCCUGUCCCCCACGGCCGCGCCCGCCGUGCCCAGCGUGGGCAAACAGGACGGGAUCCUGCGGCACCACACGCUCCGGCAGGCCCCGCAGCCCCAGAGCAGCCUCCAGCGCGGCAUCCCCACCUCCGCCCGCUCCAUGCUCUCCAACUUCGCCCAGGCCCCGCAGCUCUCGGUGGCCGGGGGGCUCCUGGGAAUGCCAGGGGUGAACAUCGCGUACCUGAACGCCGGCAUCGGGGGCCACAAAGCGUCGAGCCUGGCGGACCGGCAGCGGGAGUACCUGCUGGAUAUGAUCCCGCCGCGCUCCAUAUCGCAGUCCAUCAGCGGGCAGAAAUAGCCCCGGAUCCCCGCAGCCCCGACCGGGCCGGGCUGAACCAGGCCAAACCGGGCUGGGCUGAGCCGGGCUGGGCUGAACCGGGCUGAACCAGGCCAAACCGGGCUGGGCUGAACCGGACUGACCUGAACCAGGCCGGGCGCCGCCGCCGCCGCCUCCCGGGGACAACGCAACAGAUCAGACCGAGAACCGCAGAGAAACAAACAGCGAAAACAACACAAAAACAGCGACCCAGACGCAAGAAACAUUUCAGAGGCGCCUGCCCCCGGUGCUCCCAGCCCGAACUGCCCCCGGUUCCCCGGCCGGAGCAGCCCCGGCCCCGCCGCUCGUUUUGUAACGCCGCCGCUUCCCCCUUGUGUUGUGGGUUUGUUUUUUGCCCCUUUUUUUCCUUAUUUUCGCCCCCCCUCCCUUGGCUCCAUGGAUGGUUAAAGCUUUUUUCUCCCUUUUUCCAGAGACUUUGGCAAGGGCACCUUCCCCAUUUCCCCGGGGGGAGAUUUUGGGGGGCGGCCUGUGCUGGUUUGGGGGGGAUGCUCUGAUCCCAUAGAGGGGAGGGACAAAUCCCUGUUGGAUGUGAUCCCAGGGGUGUCACCUCCCCCUGUCCCCACUCCUGGGGUGUCACCUCCCCAGAACACCCCAACCCCAAUCCCUCGGCUCCAGCCCCAAUCCCAAUGUCCCCAGGGGUGACAACGCUGCCAGAGCCACCCCAGGAACCCCUCGGGGGUCCCUCAAUGUCCCCUCGAGGUGACCAGACCCCCCCCAGGUGCCACCCCCCGGGGGUGUCCCCUCUGUCCCCACGCUGGGGACGCGGCGGCUCCGGAGCGGACGGCGCGGCCAGGGCGGGUGAGUGACCCCUGACCUGUCCUGAACUGUCCCCACGUCUGUCCCCACAUCUGUCCCCACAUCUGUCCCCGAGCCCUGCAUGCUCCAGAGCCGCUCUCACCCCUCCCUGGCCCCUCUGUCACCGGGGGUGGCACCGGGGUCACCGAUGGCACCCGUGUCACCAAUGGCACCUGUGUCACCAGCGUGUCCCCCAAGGGACAGCGAGGGGGUCCCUCUGUGCCACCCCGGGGUCCCCGUGUGCCACCCUGGGGGUGACAGCGGUGGCACUGAUAGUGGGGAGGGGUCUCUGGUGUCCCCCUGUCCCCGGGGGUGGCACUGGGGGGGUCUCGGUGUCCCCUGGGGGUGUCGGGGAGGGCCCAAAGCGAGGAAUGAGCCGCGAGAAAAAUCUCGAUUUGCACUUCGGCCCUGCCGAGCUCCCCCGCCCCGAGUUCCCGUGGGUUUGGUGAAUUUUGGUCACAAUUCCCCUUUUUCCCUGACUCUGAGCCUCUCCCGCUCCUCUCGUGCAAUUCCCCCAAUUGGGGGGUUCCUAAAUCCCCCAAAAUCCCCCCAAAAUCCCCCCGACCCCAAAACCAGGGGGACCCAACCCCUGAUUUAAAGGGAGGGGACCCCCCCCCCCCAUAUAUUUUAGGGGGGACCCCACCCCACCCUGAAUUAGAGGAGGGGUCCCCCCCUCUCCAGCCCCCUCCCCACAUUCAAUGAGCACUUACCCUGGGGGGGGUUGGACCCCCAAAAUGCCCCCCCGGGACCCCCCCAGAGGCAAAGGAAAAAUGGGGUUUAUUCUGAUUUUUGGGGGGUUUUAAUGGGGUUUUAUAUUCAGAAUUUUGGGGUGUUUCUGUUGGCUUUGAUCAUUUCCAGCUGCUCCCCGCCC